Oxyura jamaicensis (ruddy duck) is the source of this 870-nucleotide messenger RNA. RefSeq names its product ATP synthase membrane subunit DAPIT (gene ATP5MK). The transcript is spliced from 4 exons. The record is from RefSeq and is a predicted model, not a curated record. The coding region runs from base 147 to 326 and encodes 59 amino acids. NCBI's taxonomy places the organism in Eukaryota, Metazoa, Chordata, Aves, Anseriformes, Anatidae.
GCCGCCGCCGCCAUGCCCGGCUCCGCCGCACGCGUGCAGCGCGGCGCCGUGCCCCGGAAGCAGCGCGAGGGGCAGGAAGCGGCCGCCAUUUUGUGGGAGGGCGCUGAGGAAGGGCAGAGCGCGGCGGCGGCCGAGGACGAGCAACCAUGGCUGGCCAUGACUCGGGAUCUCAGCACCAGUUCACUGGAUUUCAGAAGUACUUCAAUUCCUAUACCAUGGUGGGCAGGAGGAACUAUGUUAUAGCAACGUACACAGGCGUUGCAAUGCUCAUCUUAUAUUUCAAGCUUAGAUCUAAAAAGAAGACUCCUGCUGUGGCAGACAAGUAAAUGGUUGCUGGCAUGUCUGAAUCUUCAUUCUGUUUCAAUGUAAUGGAAGCUGAUGUCCUAUUCUGGCGAAUAAAAUAUAAACAAUUACUUUAUUGAAAAUAUGAAAUGGUAAAACAAAGCAGAAAUGUACAUUUUUUUCCUCUAUCGGAAAUAGUUAUUUGUAGUGGAGAUGGAGUACCUGAUUCUUUCUGUGACUAUUUUAACUCUUGCUGUUAUAACACAUCCUAAAAUGACCUGAGCAUCUGGUAGUAAUUUAGGAAAGACCUCAGCAUCAUAACCAUGACAUCAAGCACAGAGCUUACAGAUGAGCAAAGCGUCUCUGCGCUUCCAAGUGUAAUGGUAGGUGGAACACAUGGUCUGCAGAUACUGGCUUGUCCUGGUUGCCUCCAUUUUUUUAUAUUCCCAGCUAGUGGCUUCCCUGAAAACCAUUGCUUUUCACUAAUGUUAAUGCAGUACAGAAUAGCAGAAUGGCUUCUGCCUCUGUUGCCCAUGUUUUACGUAGAGCCUUGUUGAGUAAAAACCUCCCAACAUAUGUUGAUCCAAA